GCUGCCCACGACUUUUUAACCCCUGCCGUCCUCCUCCUAUUCCCUCGACACGUUCACGACCAUCCCUCUCACGACACCACCACCACCGCAACCGCAACCGCAACCAUGGCCUCUCCUCAGCAGCUCCGUACCACGACGACCGACCUCCUCGGCAUUAACCACCCGGUCCUCCUCGCCGGCAUGAACGUCGCCGCGGGCCCCAAGCUUGCCGCCGCCGUCACCAACGCCGGCGGCCUGGGCGUCAUCGGCGGCGUGGGCUACACCCCGGACAUGCUGCGCGAGCAGAUUGCCGAGCUCAAGAGCUACCUGCAGGACAAGAAGGCGCCCUUUGGCGUCGAUCUGCUGCUGCCGCAGGUCGGCGGCAGCGCGCGCAAGACCAACUACGACUAUACGAAGGGAAAGCUCGACGAGCUCGUCACCAUCAUCAUCGACAGCGGCGCGAAGCUGUUCGUCAGCGCCGUGGGCGUGCCGCCCAAGCACGUCGUCGAGCGCCUCCACAAAGCCGGGAUCCUGUACAUGAACAUGAUCGGACACCCCAAGCACGUGCAAAAGUGCCUGGACCUGGGCGUGGACCUCAUCUGCGCGCAGGGCGGCGAGGGCGGCGGCCACACGGGCGACGUGCCCACGACGAUCCUGAUCCCGACGGUGGCCAAGCUGUGCGCGGGCAAGACGAGCCCCAUGACGGGCAAGCCUGUGCAGGUCAUUGCGGCCGGCGGCAUCUUCAACGGGCAGACGGUCGCGUCGGCGCUCAUGCUCGGCGCCAGCGCCGUCUGGGUCGGCACGCGCUUCGUGCUGUCGGAGGAGGCGGGCGCGCCCAAGGCGCACCAGGACGCCGUGCGCACCGCCGGCUUCGACGACAACGUCCGCACCAUCAUCUUCACCGGCCGCCCGCUGCGCGUCCGCAACAACCCCUACAUCAACGACUGGGAGACGAACCGCCAGAACGAGAUCAAGGACCUGACGGCCAAGGGCGUCAUCCCCGUCGAGCACGACCUGGAGAAGCUGGGCGACGACCUCGACGACGAGACCAUGGACAACGCGCGCCCUUUCCUCAUGGGCAAGGCCGCGGCCGUGGUCAACGAGCGCAAGUCGGCCAAGGCCAUUGUCGACGAGAUGGUCGGCGAUGCCGUGCAGUGGAUAAACAAGGGCAGCGCGAGCAUCGUGAGCAAGCCGAAGUUGUAAGUAUGAAUAAGAGAACGGGGAUAUGCGUGCAGGAAAGGAAUCUAAACCGGCCUUUUGGCUGCCCUAGUCGUUUGCGUUGUGUUGUUGUCGGUUUAGCAUAGCGGCGUCCUUUAUCUAAAUAUCAAUGCGUGUACGGAAUUUGAAUCUACUACGUUACCUCU
Molecule: messenger RNA, 1343 nt
Organism: Aplosporella prunicola CBS 121167
Lineage: Eukaryota; Fungi; Ascomycota; Dothideomycetes; Botryosphaeriales; Aplosporellaceae
Exons: 3
Coding region: 106-1182 (358 amino acids)
Molecular function (GO): nitronate monooxygenase activity
Source: RefSeq, a predicted model, not a curated record